AUGUACUUUUCUUCAGUGAUCGCAAUCGGCCUGGCGCCAUUGCUCGCAAACGCCUACCUGAGCGGCUCAGUCGGUCCAACAACCUCCCUCGCCACCAAGUCCAGCAACAAAAUCUGUAAUGUACUGGACUACGGCGCUAAGGCGGACAAGUCGACCGAUAUUGGCGCAGCCAUUACUUCCGCCUGGGCGGAUUGCAAGAACGGCGGUGUUGUCUACAUCCCGUCUGGUGAUUACGCUUUUAAAUCCUGGGUGACUUUGUCAGGUGGUAGUAGCUGCGCCAUUCAGUUGGACGGUAUUCUCUAUCGGACUGGUACUGAUGGUGGAAAUAUGAUUAUGGUUAAGCAUACCAAGGACUUCGAGCUUUUCAGCUCUACUUCCAAGGGUGCGAUCCAGGGAUAUGGGUAUGAGUACCAUAAGAAGGGAUCGACCAAUGGAGCGCGAAUCCUCCGGCUGUAUGAUGUGACUGAUUUUUCGGUCCAUGAUAUUGCUCUGGUCGAUGCGCCCGCUUUCCACUUCUCUCUGGAUACCUGCGAAAAUGGUGAGGUUUACAAUCUUGCUAUUCGGGGUGGUGAUAAGGGUGGUCUGGAUGGAAUUGAUGUUUGGUCCACUAACAUCUGGAUUCACGACGUCGAGGUCACCAACAAGGAUGAGUGUGUUACUGUCAAGAGUCCUGCCAAGAACAUUCUCGUCGAGAACAUCUACUGCAACUGGAGUGGCGGCUGUGCCAUGGGAUCCUUGAGCACCGACGUCGACAUCAGUGACAUCACCUACCGCAACGUCUACACCUGGAAGUCCAACCAGAUGUACAUGGUCAAGAGCAACGGAGGCAGUGGCAACGUCGAGAAUCUCCUUCUUGAGAACUUCAUCGGCCACGGCAACGCCUACUCCCUCGACAUCGACGGCGCCUGGAGCAGCAUGAGCAAAGUGUCCGGCGACGGCGUGCAACUCACGAACAUCACGGUCAAGAACUGGAAGGGAACGGAAGCCAACGGCGCCCAGCGCGGUCCCAUCAGAGUGAAGUGUGCAGAUGGCGCGCCCUGCACGGACGUGACGAUCGAGGACUUCGCCAUGUGGACCGAGUCGGGUUCUUCCCAGUGGUACAGCUGUGAGAGUGCGUACGGCUCCGGUGCGUGUUUGAAGGAUGGAGAUGAUUAUUCUGCGUACACGACUACUCAGACUGUUAAGUCUGCGCCGUCUGGAUACUCUGCUGCUACGAUGGCUUCUGAUUUGGCGACUGCGUUCGGUACUAAAUCGCCUAUUCCUAUUCCUGCUAUUCCGACCUCGUUCUACCCUGGUGCUACUCCUGUUAGUGCACUUGCUGGAGCUCAGGCUACUUCCUCUUAG
Penicillium soppii is the source of this 1344-nucleotide messenger RNA. RefSeq names its product putative extracellular rhamnogalacturonase (gene rhgB). Gene Ontology annotation, biological process: carbohydrate metabolic process. Bases 1 to 1344 code for a protein of 447 amino acids. Gene Ontology annotation, molecular function: polygalacturonase activity. NCBI's taxonomy places the organism in Eukaryota, Fungi, Ascomycota, Eurotiomycetes, Eurotiales, Aspergillaceae. The record is from RefSeq and is a predicted model, not a curated record. The transcript has 4 exons.